CCCUCCCAUCUCGGCGGCGGUGGUUCCCCCCCGCGACGGCCGCCAUGGCCCUGACGGCCGAGACAGAGUCCAGGCUCUACCGGUCGCUCCGCGCCGCCGCCGGCGCCGCCGCCCACCUCGUAGCGCUGGGUUUCACCACUGCUGUGGCCGUGCUGGCGCGGCCCGGAUCCAGCCUCUUCUCCUGGCACCCUCUGCUCAUGGCCCUCGCGUUCUCGUUCCUGAUGACAGAAGCCCUGCUGAUCUUCUCCCCGGAGACCUCGCUGCUCCGCUCCUUCUCCCGCAAAGUCAAAGUGUGUGUACACUGGGUCCUCCAGCUGCUCGCCUUCCUCUGCGCCCUCCUGGGGCUGGGCAUCAUCACCUACAACAAGCACCUGAACGGCAAGGCCCACUUUGUGACCUGGCACGGCCUGAUGGGGCUGCUGACCGUGCUGUACACCAGCGGGCAGUGUGCAGGGGGGCUACUCUUGCUCUACCCCAAGCUGAUGAAGAACUGGACGCUGGCCAAGCUCAAGCUGUACCAUGCAACCUCGGGGCUGGUGGGCUACCUGCUGGGCUGUGCCAGCCUGAUGCUGGGCAUGUGCUCUCUGUGGUUCACCACCUCGGUGACCAGCGUCUUCUGGUACCUCGCCAUGCUGUGUCCCCUUCUCACCAGCCUGGUUAUCAUGAACCAGGUGAGCAAUGCUUAUCUGUACCGCAAACGGAGCCAGCACUGAGGGCUCAGUGUGGAUCCAAACUUCCCCUGUGCAACCCAACAAGGCUGGGGUUCCCUCCCACAGUCCCCUGUGGGGGUCCCCUGCUUGCAAAGGAUCUCCUCGGUACUAGAUUUCUACCUACUCGUUUCUUGUUAGUCCUGGAUUGUCGUAGUGUCUUGUCCCUGGGGAGCUGCUACGAUGGAUGUGACACCGAGUGGGCAGGAGCUGCCCACCUCAUGCCUGCCUCAAUGGGGACACUUCCCAGCACAGGUAACGCUGCUGGUCCCUGCAGCAGCUUGGUGCUCGGUGCUGGGAACCGGAGGGUUCACUCAGGAUUCCUGCUCCUUCUCCUGUCGCUUGCCACCUGGGGUUGCUUUGGACCAGGCAGGACAGGAGCUGUCACAUUUCUGGUGAGGAGGUCAGGGAGUCCCUGCUCACCUGGGAGGCUGCAUCAAGGACUGCACUGCCUCUCCUGCCACAAAGGCAGCUUGGCCAGUGAAAGUGCAGGGCAUGGUUGUGGCUUCAGCCUGGCUGAAGUGGGGUGGCAGCACCCAAGGCAUCCGUCCCCACAGUGCAGCCCUGCAUGGGGACUCACAGCUCCAUGGUGUGGUCAGCCCUGCCCAAUGACUGUGGAUCCAGGUACGCUUUGCCACACACAAACCUUCCCACGGGCUGGGAUGGCAAAGCUUCAGCCUAGCAGGAGGUGGUGGGGGGGGUCAUUUUACAGAGCAAACUAGCGAGCUGAGAUGCAAACCAGCAGCCUGUGAAGGCAUUUUAUCCCUCUGAGGGACAUAGGGAACAGCAUGAGCACCAGGGGAGCAGGGCUCGGGAUGAGCCCUCAAGCAAGCCUGUGAAACAGCCCUUGGGAAGGCAGACAGCAACCUCCUUGCCUUGCCAGUGCAACAGCCUUCCAGCCCACCUGCUACUUGGGCAGCCAGGCGCUGCAAGGCUCCACCUCAGCAUGUAUUCUGCUCUCAGCAGAGCCAGAGAGCUGGGAGCAGCUCCUGGACUAGGAAAUUCCUCUGUAUCCAGAGCUUUUAUUCAAUAAAGAUUUCAGGCAGCUACA
Messenger RNA from Phalacrocorax carbo (great cormorant), 1758 nucleotides. The record is from RefSeq and is a predicted model, not a curated record. NCBI's taxonomy places the organism in Eukaryota, Metazoa, Chordata, Aves, Suliformes, Phalacrocoracidae.